CAAAUUGCCGUGAAGUAGCGAGUAAAACGCCGGUGUAGCCGUAAAUUUCUCUCUGCCCACAGUUUAGAGACGUGUACAGAUUAUAGUUCCAAUAGAUGACGCAACUUGUUCUUUUUCUAUUAGCAGAUAAUAUUAGCGUUAUAAUAUUUUAAAUUAUUUUACUUAGUAUAAGUAAAAUCAAGACUAUUUUUAAAGUUUAAUAGUAAACGACUAUAAAUAAAAUUGACAUUUUGAUAAAAAAUUCAAAGCAUUGAGAAUCUUUUACACCGCGAUUAUUUUAAAGAUGCCGACAAUUGCAAUAAAACGUGAUUUGUUGUUCCAAUCAUUGGGCAAGACAUAUUCGGACGAGGAGUUUCAAGACUUGUGUUUCCAGUUUGGUUUAGAAUUAGAUGAAGUGACAACAGAGAAGCAGAUGAUAGCGAAAGAACAAGGUAGUGAGCAAGAUAUAGAUGCAUCAGAAGAAAUUAUUUAUAAAAUUGAUAUACCUGCUAACAGAUAUGAUCUCUUAUGCUUGGAAAGUUUAAGUAUUGGACUACUCGUAUUCUUAAACAAAAUAUCCAUGCCAUAUUAUAAGGCAAUAAAGCCUAAGAAAGGACUGGAAAAGAUCGUGAUGAGUAAAGAAUGCUUAAAAAUAAGAGGUCACAUAGUUGCCGCAGUGUUGCGUGAUAUUACUUUGACGCAAGAUUCUUAUAAUAGCUUCAUUGAUCUUCAAGAUAAACUUCAUCAAAAUAUAGGAAGAAAGCGAACUUUGGUCUCUGUCGGUACUCAUGAUUUAGACACAAUUAAAGGCCCAUUUUUAUAUGAUGCCAGACCACCAUCAGAAAUACGCUUCAAACCACUGAAUCAAGAAAAAGAAUAUACUGGGGAAGAAAUUAUGCAAUUAUAUGCAACACAUAGCCAACUCAAACAAUACUUACCCAUUAUUAAAGACAGUCCCGUUUAUCCAAUGGUAUAUGACAGUAAUGGAGUUGUGUUAUCUCUUCCUCCUAUCAUCAAUGGAGAUCAUUCGAAGAUCACACUCAAUACGAGAAAUAUCUUUAUUGAGUGCACUGCCACUGAUCUCACAAAGGCGAGAAUAGUACUGGACACUAUAGUCUGUGCUUUCAGUCAGUAUUGCAGCACAAGAAAUACCGUUGAAAUUGUCGAAGUAGUGUAUCCCGAUAAGCAAACUUUCUAUUAUCCGGACUUGAAAUAUCGCAUGGAAGAAGUCGAGUGUGAUAAAGCGACCAAUUAUAUUGGUGUUAAACAGACACCAGAACAGGUUGCAGCAUUAUUGUCAAAGAUGUCCCUGAAGUCUGCCAUAAAGGAUAAUGGUAAAUUGAAAGUGGAGAUACCACCCACGAGACACGAUGUAAUACAUCAUUGUGACAUUUACGAAGACAUUGCCAUCGCUUAUGGAUACAACGAGAUCCAGAAAACUAUACCGCACAUGUCGACCAUCGCCGCAGAGUUUCCACUCAACAAACUCACUGACCAAAUACGUCUAGAAUUGGCACAGGCUGGAUUCACAGAAGCAUUAACUUUUUCUUUGUGUUCGCGUGAAGAUUUAGCCGAUAAAUUGGGUCACAAAAUCGAAAAUAUACCGGCAGUACACAUAUCUAAUCCAAAAACGUUGGAGUUCCAGGUUGUGCGUACGUCACUUUUACCGGGAUUGCUUAAAACGAUAUGCUCAAAUAGGAAAAUGCCGCUGCCUCAUAAAAUAUUUGAAGUAUCCGACGUGGUACUGCGGGACGAUACAGCGGAAGUCGGCGCGUACAACAAUCGUCGUUUAUGCGCGGUAUACGCUAACAAGUCAGCCGGUUUUGAGAUAAUUCACGGAUUAGUCGACAGAGUGUUGACAUUACUUCAAGUACCGUGGAGUGCUGAUAAAAAUGAGAGUGGAUAUUAUCUGCGUGCAGCUGACGAUCCGACAUACUUCCCUCAGCGAUGUGCAGAAAUUGUUUGUUACGGCGAAGUGAUAGGAAAACUGGGUGUCCUGCAUCCUGACGUAGUUUCGAAGUUCGAACUAAAUAUUCCGUGUUCCUCAAUGGAAAUGGAUAUCGAACGAUUUUUGUAGUGUUGGAGAUAUUCGUUAAACAACACAUUACGUGUAUUUUUCCCUUCCAUAUUUUUGGAAACAAAAAUUUAAAUUAUUAUACUUCACAAGUUAUAUUUAUUUCGUAUUUCUAAGAAAACCUGCAGCAUGUUAUUUAAAGAAAUAAAUUUUCCUAUUUACACGUA
Messenger RNA from Dinoponera quadriceps, 2220 nucleotides. RefSeq names its product phenylalanine--tRNA ligase beta subunit (gene beta-PheRS). The transcript has 14 exons. Gene Ontology annotation, cellular component: phenylalanine-tRNA ligase complex; cytoplasm. Lineage: Eukaryota; Metazoa; Arthropoda; Insecta; Hymenoptera; Formicidae. Gene Ontology annotation, biological process: phenylalanyl-tRNA aminoacylation. Bases 284 to 2056 code for a protein of 590 amino acids. Gene Ontology annotation, molecular function: magnesium ion binding; RNA binding; ATP binding. The record is from RefSeq and is a predicted model, not a curated record.